CCAAAGCCAUAUUUGAUUAUUAUGAGCUUUGAUAAAAUAUACUCUGUUGAUUUUAUUACUGGAGAUAUUCAUGUCAGCACUAUUAAUGGCUCCAGUAAGAAUAAAUCUGACCAUGCAUCAAGAUAUAAUGACAUAGAAAUUGAUGUAGUUGAGAGUGUGCUUUACUACAUUGAUGACAAAGAUAUCAAACGGGGAAAUCUUGACUUGACUAGAAACGAAAUUUUUGCGAAAAAUGUUUCUGUUCAUGAUAUUACAGUUGACUGGAUUGGUCGUCGUAUCUUUUACAUUGACUCCACGAACAUUAUCUACCAAAUUUAUUUGAACUUUACAUUACAAAAGAACAUUACAAGUGAAAUGAGGCUUCAACCAGGCUUACAAUUUUCCAGCAUUGCAUUUGACUCAAAACAUGGGUAUCUAUUCUUGGCAGAAAGUACAGAACUUUUCUUAUGGUUAUGGAACAAGACUGCAAAUAAACAUCAUAUUCUUUCAGUUUCACUUCAGUCAAUAGCACAUGAUCUAACGCUUGACAUGGCUAAAGAGAAGAUUUAUUGGCGAGUUUCAAACGGAAAUAUUUUUCUUGUGAUUACUACUCCCAAAAUGUAA
This is a messenger RNA of Xenia sp. Carnegie-2017, 603 nucleotides long. Its product is annotated as low-density lipoprotein receptor-related protein 5-like. The transcript is spliced from 2 exons. Bases 22 to 603 code for a protein of 193 amino acids. Lineage: Eukaryota; Metazoa; Cnidaria; Anthozoa; Malacalcyonacea; Xeniidae. The record is from RefSeq and is a predicted model, not a curated record.